AUGCAUUUGAAUAAAGCAACUGAGAAAGUGAAAUAUUGGACUUGUCAAGAACGUACGUGUAGUGCUAGUGUUCAUACAGAUUCUGAUGAUCAAUUUAUAAAAAGUAAAGGUAAUCAUGGUAGUCAUUUACCAUCACCCGAGGAAAUAGAAUGGAGAAUGUUCAAAAGUGUAGUUAAAAAAAGAAUAAAAGAAGAAUCAAUUGCAAUUGGUUUAAUAUAUGGUCAAGAACUUGCUCGUGCAAAUUUUUCUCAAGCUGGUCUAGCAGUUAGUUUAUCACCACAAGAAGCUAAAUCAUCACUUAAUAAACUUCGUCGUAAAACAACACCUAUAUUACCUGAUUCAAGUGAUUUUGAUAUACCAGAUUUAUAUUUGACAGACGUAAAAUAA
This is a messenger RNA of Rotaria sordida, 387 nucleotides long. The record is from the annotation of a GenBank genome assembly. Lineage: Eukaryota; Metazoa; Rotifera; Eurotatoria; Philodinida; Philodinidae.